AUGAAAAAAUCAAAAGAAUACAUUGGCCUUUUCUACAAUCUAUUAACAAUCGGAGAGAACAAUCUCUCUACAGAUAUAGAAAAGUUUAUUCCUUGCAUUAAUUCAGAAUUUGCAGGCUCAAUCCUCAACGAAUAUUUAAGAAACAACGUCUUUCAUACAGCAUUAAUUUCCGUUAAGCAGCCUGUAUAUGUUGUUGGUGAUCUUCACGGUGAUUUAUUUGAUCUACUUCGUAUUUUGAAUCGCAAUGGUUUACCGCUUCAGACAAAUUAUCUAUUUCUCGGUGAUUAUAUUGAUAGAGGACAAUAUCCUGUGCAGACACUUCUAUUGCUGAUAGCUCUUCACAAUGUUUACCCGACAAAUAUUUCUUUAUUAAGAGGAAAUCAUGAGAUCCCAUCAGUUUGCGAGCAAUAUGGAUUCAAAGAGAAAGUUCUUGAAUUAUUAGGUGAUGAAAACCUCAUGGAAGCUUUUUACACCGUAUUUUCUUACUUACCUUUAGCUGGAAUUGUUGACAAUAGGUACUUUUGCGUUCAUGGUGGUAUCUCCAAGAAUCUAACAAGUUUAUCUAAUCUUUUACGUCUUGAAAUGCCAAUUUUGGAGAUAACUCCGUUAGUUGAGGAUCUACUUUGGUCUGAUCCAGCAAACUCUGAAGAAAUGUAUUUAUCUAGUGCAAGAAAUAAAGGCCAUCAGUUCGGAGCAGCUGCAACGGAGCGUUUUCUAAAUUCAACAAAAUUAUCUUACAUAAUACGUGCUCAUUCAUACAUUUCGAACGGUGCAACAAUAUUUCACUCGGCAAAAGUUAUUUCCAUAUUCUCAUCAUCCCAUUACGUAGAAGGAGGAAAUGUUGCAACAAUAAUUUACCUCGAUGGAGUACAUGUAUUCGAGAAACUAUACCCGGCUAAUUACUUAAAGGUAGCUGAUUCUAGUUUAGUACCUAUUAACUUUGAAAAGAAAUUGGCCGCAACAACAAUACUGAAGCCAAUAAUUAGGCCAAAGCCCAGGCAUAUGACACCCAAGUACAGAGCGACUCUUCACAUUUAA
Molecule: messenger RNA, 1038 nt
Organism: Trichomonas vaginalis G3
Lineage: Eukaryota; Parabasalia; Trichomonadida; Trichomonadidae
Product: phosphoprotein phosphatase protein
Exons: 1
Coding region: 1-1038 (345 amino acids)
Cellular component (GO): nucleus; cytoplasm
Molecular function (GO): protein serine/threonine phosphatase activity
Source: RefSeq, a predicted model, not a curated record